This is a messenger RNA of Varanus komodoensis (Komodo dragon), 3123 nucleotides long. It is a transcript of the gene RNF25, whose product is annotated as ring finger protein 25. Gene Ontology annotation, molecular function: ubiquitin protein ligase activity; protein binding. The coding region runs from base 23 to 1549 and encodes 508 amino acids. NCBI's taxonomy places the organism in Eukaryota, Metazoa, Chordata, Lepidosauria, Squamata, Varanidae. Gene Ontology annotation, biological process: protein ubiquitination. The record is from RefSeq and is a predicted model, not a curated record. Gene Ontology annotation, cellular component: nucleus. The transcript has 10 exons.
CUUCCGUUUCUGCACAGGCAAGAUGGCGGCGGCUGGCGAUGUGGAAGAGUCGGAGGAGGCGGUGGAUUGGGCUCUCACUUCAGAGAUUGAAGUCUUGGAGUCCAUCUAUUUGGAUGAACUACAUGUAUCCAAAGGAAAUGGCAGGUCUGUGCCCUGUGAAAUUUCCAUCACACUUCAUCCAGCAACUGCAGAGGACCAAGACUCUCAGUAUGUCUGCUUCACUCUUGUGCUGUCUGUGCCUCCUCAGUAUCCAAAAGAAGUGCCAAAGAUAGCUAUUCUGAAUCCUAGAGGGCUCUCUGAUGAGCAAAUCCAAAAGAUUUCACAAACACUUCAAAGUGUUACUGAAGCCCGACUGGGCACACCUAUGUUAUAUGAGCUAAUAGAGAAGGGAAAGGAAAUUCUUACUGACAACAAUGUCCCUCAUGGGCAGUGUGUAAUUUGCCUGUAUGGCUUUCAGGAGAAUGAAGCUUUCACUAAAACUCCAUGCUACCACUACUUCCAUUCACGUUGCCUUGCAAGUUAUACAGAGCAUAUGGAGAAGGAGAUUCGUUUACAGAGGAAGGAGAGAACACAGCCAUUGACACUUAUGCCAACAGAGGAUAUUGAAGUGCAGUGCCCUGUGUGCAGGAAGCCUCUAGUAUACAACCUCGCAGUGCUGCAAGCUGCACCACUCCCACAGCAGCCAAUGGAGGUGUAUCAUCCUGACACACAGACAUUGCUGCACAGAGAGCAACUGCGCCUAAUUUACCAGAGACAACAAGAAAAAGGAGGUAUCAUUGACCCUGAAGCAGAGAAGAAUCGCUACUUCAUUAGCUUGCAAAAGCCUUCAGGUGCCACUGAUCAUGAGGGUAUAACCACUUCUGAAAGCGUCACAGAUGCUGAGGAGUUGAAGCCACCAACAGGCACAAAAUACACUCAGGAAACUGGAAAGGCUGUUCCAGUGAAGAAUGAACCUGAAGAGUCAGGGAGACCACCUAUUACCUUACAUCACCAUAGCAAAAGAGAGAGGACUCGAGAAGAAAAUCCAUCUUUACGGGGCCCUGGAUGGCAACAGCAUUACAAGUCACUGGAAAUAUCAGCAGAAAGUCAUCUUCUCACUGCUGAGGGAGAAUCCAGAGCCUUCACUGGGAGGUCAAACCGGAGGAAGGGAAGAGGGCAAUGGAGCUGUGGGAAAUAUAACCAAGACUUCCAGAAAUCCUGUAAUGGAGACCAGGUGUCUUCUUUCACAGAUAAAAAAGGGCUGUGUGCCAGUAGCAUUUUACAUGCCAAAGAGAGAACAUAUAUGAGAGAAGAGAAAAACAUUGUGGGGAAAUGGGCACCAAUGCAGAAGAGUCAAAAUGGAGAGGAAGACAAUGUGGAGGUUAGCCGUAUUGAGCACAGGGGACCUGCCAAGUGGCAAGGUCAACAUGCCAUGCAGGAUAGCAGGCGAUGGGAAAAGGCCAAGACCAGAGAACGUGGAUCUUAUCCUAAAAUGCCAAGAGGCCAGGGGCAGUCCAGACCAAACUCAAGGAGACUGCCACAUAGCCAAGAGACUGAGGGAGGCUCCUAGCAGGCAGAAGAUGUGUUGUGUAGGGCUUUUUCAAGAGAAGAACAGUAACAAUUUUGUUUUGCUCUCUAAUCAGCCAUUGGUUUCUGAAGUAUCUUAGGGAAAAGUAGAGCUGUCUUAGAAAUUCUCUUCCAGAGCAUGGUGGUCUACAUCUUGUGAAGUAGUACGAGCAUUUAAGCAAUAUGCAUUUUUUGGCGGAACAGAAUGCUACUUAGGGACUCGGGCAACAGGGGGCAAAAAAUUAUAGGCAAACACUAUUGGUCAUAAGUAAAUUGUAGGGUCUUCCAGCAAAUCAGUAUUGUUGCAGGGAAAAGCCCUUGACUGAAUGGGCAGUGUUGAAAAUAUUCUAUUGAACAUAACUCUUUUGAAAAUACGUAAUUAAAGUACCAUGGGGAGUACUGGUCUCUCUAUUUACUGUCCAGACUAUGGGUAUGGCUUGCCAUAUUUCUUAUUAUUAACAUUGUUAUUGGUGCUAGACAUGGCAUGGCAAUAGCACUGAUAGCUAUGAAAACUGUGCACUUGAGUCAGCACCGAUUUAGCAACAAUUACAUUUCAGGUUUGGUUUUGUGCUGUAAAAAGAAAAUCCUGUGUUAAACCCUGAAAUGCUGUGGCCAAAGGGCAUGUUAGGAAGUGGAUCUGCUACAAACUCCUUGCAGUGGGUUGAGACUGACUGGCAGUUGAUCUUGUAUUGUGACUCCCAAAUGUGCCCAUUCUAGAAGGCCCUUGACAAAAAUGCUUGCUCUCCCUAUAUUGAAGUAGCUGGUUCUUGAAAUGAGUCUUUGCUUCAGACCAGCUGAUCCAAGAUUCUGUCUUGUCAGAAGCUGCUGACCACCCUGGGGUUUUACUUCUUAUCAAAGAUGUGACUGAUACCCACCAGUGAUCCACUGACUGUGAUAAGUGUCAGUGCUCCUUGCAGGAUUUGGACCUUAGUCUAGGACCAUGCUUUACCCCCUGUCAUAGUCAGUUCAAGUUUAUUCUGGUCAGUUUUGGAAUUGAUGGAAUCACAUUUCAUUUUUUCCCCUUUGUUUCACACACUGGUUCAGGAGCUGUUUUCUGCUGAAGUGAGCAAUACUCUUGCACCUGUAUAUUUCUAGGCUAGUUAAUCCCUGCCAUUUCUCUUAACAAAAUGAGACUUUGCCUUCAUGAGUGCUUCUGUUUAGAAGGCCAGUCAGGAAGGUCCUGUAUGUGUGCAUGUGCACACUGAAAAUUGGUGCAAACUUCUCCCCACCAGUGAAUUGACAUUUGAUCAUAUUUAUGGUUCUCCACUCAGUUGUAUGAAAGGUUAAUAUCUUGUACAUCUGCAAAGAUCACUCAUUUUUUCCCACGGGGAGCUUUGCCAUCUCAUAUUUUUCCUUUUGUUGUAUAAAUAUCAUCAGUUCAUGUAGAGGCUGAAGAGAGGUCAUUACUGACGUGUCAUGUUGUGUUCAUUCCCUCUCUCUUGCACACACACACACAUUGGAACAGCCAGGUCCAUCAAAGGUUGAUAAUGAGAUUGAUCUACCUCUCAGAACUGUGGUUAGAUGGAGUUUGUGGUGAUGUGAUACAAAUGUGUAUUAAAAGCAAUCUGAGUAAACUGG